Messenger RNA from Puntigrus tetrazona (Sumatra barb), 3002 nucleotides. RefSeq names its product gastrula zinc finger protein XlCGF57.1-like. The coding region runs from base 93 to 1940 and encodes 615 amino acids. The record is from RefSeq and is a predicted model, not a curated record. The transcript is spliced from 3 exons. NCBI's taxonomy places the organism in Eukaryota, Metazoa, Chordata, Actinopteri, Cypriniformes, Cyprinidae.
UCAUUACGCAGGCGCCGGGACUCCGCCCUCUACCGCUACAUAGAGUCCAUCUUAAACCUUUCACAAGUCCUCGAGUAAACCAGAAGAGAAACAUGGAGUUUAUUAAAGAGGAGCCUGAAGACUCGACUAAUACAGGAUCUUUCAGAGUGAAAGAUGAAGAAGUUGAGGAACCAAUAGGCCUGAUGGAAGUAAAAGAGGAAGACCGAGAACUGAAUGAAGUUGAGGACAACCAUCAUUUCCAGACGCCUGAAAAUUUCAUCGCUAAAGAAAAACUUUUAAUUGACUACAAGUCAGAAAACCUUUCACAAGCAGGAUGCCUCAAAGAUCACGCUAAAAAUCACAGCAGAAGGAGGCCUUUCACGUGCCAUCAGUGUGGAAAGGGUUUCAAACGUAAAGGACACCUUACUAUUCAUUCAAAAGUUCACAACAGAGAAAAGCCUUUCACGUGCCAUCAGUGUGGAAAGAGUUUCAAACACAAGGGCCAUCUCUCUGCUCACGCGAAAAUUCACUCCGGAGAGAGGCCUUGUUCAUGCCAUCAAUGUGGAAAGAGUUUCACGAACGAAGAAAACCUUAAGUGUCACAUGAAAACCCACGAUGGAGAGAAACCUUUCUCGUGCCGUGAGUGUGGAGCGAUCUUCGCCGAUAAACCAACUCUUCAGAAUCACAUAAAAACUCACUGCGGAGAGCGCUCUUUCUCGUGCCGUCAGUGUGAUAAGAGUUUCGGUCAUAAAGGACAUCUUAACAUUCACAUGAGGAGUCACACCGGAGAGAAGCCCUUCGUGUGUACUCACUGCGGAAAGAGGUUUAUUCAUAGAGGACAUCUUAACGAUCAUUUGAGGAUUCACACCGGAGAGAAGCCCUACGCGUGCACUCGCUGCGGGAAGUGUUUCACGCAUCAAGCUAGCCUCUCCUGGCACAUGAGAGCUCACAGCGAAGAAACACUGGAGCGUUACAUGAGAGUACACCCCGAAGGGAACCCUUUCAAGUGCCAUCAGUGUGGAAAGAGCUUCCUUCAUAAAGGACACCUUAACGAUCACUUAAGAGUUCACACCGGAGAGAAGCCGUUCACGUGCCCUCACUGCGGAAAGAGUUUCAGUCAUAAAGGCUACUUUAACGUUCACGCGAGGAUUCACACCGGAGAGAAGCCGUUUGUGUGCCAUCAGUGCGGAAAGAGCUUCACGCACAAAGGGAGCCUGAAGUGGCACAUGAGAAUCCACGCCGAGGGUCUGUUCCCUUGCGGCGAGUGCGGGAAGAGUUUCGCGUAUAAAAGAAAGCUCCAGAUUCACCGGCGAACUCACGCCGUCGAGAAACCUCUAACUUGCCUUCAGUGUGAAAAACGAUUCACGUGCGACAGAAAGUUUAAGUGUCACGUGAAAACUCACUCGAAAGUCAAUCCUUACUCGUGCAAUCGGUGUGGAAAGGGAUUCGAUCAAAAAGCACACCUAAACGAACACAUGAGGACUCACACCGGAGAGAAGCCCUUCUCGUGCCAUCUGUGUGGGAAGAGCUUCAGUCAGAAAGGAACCUUUAACGUUCACCUGAGAAUUCACACCGGAGAGAAACCCUUCCCCUGCCAUCAGUGUGGAGAGCGUUUCGGUAAGAAGAGAACCUUGAAUGUUCACCUGAGGACUCACACCGCCGUCAACUUCGCGUGCCAUCAAAGCGCGCGAAGCUUGAUUCAAAAAGCGCACCUUUAUGAUCGUGUAAGAGUUCAUAUCGUGGACCGGCCGUUCUCAUGCCAUCACUGCAAAAAGAACUUCAUUCAUAGAGGACACCUUAACGAUCAUCUGAGGAUCCACACCGGAGAGAAGCCCUACGCCUGCCAGCGGUGCGGGAAGCGCUUCACCCAUAAAGCAAGCCUUACGUGGCACACGAGAUCUCACGCCGAUGAGGAACGCUUCCAGUGCCGUCAAACGGAGAAGAAAUGUACAAAAAUGUAGACGUUGAGAGUCAGAGAAGAGUCCUGAAGCCUUACGCGUGCCUGCGGUGCGGGAAGGCGUUCUCCAGUAAAGCAGGCCUUACGUGGCACACGAGAUCUCACGCCGAUGAGGAGCUCUUCACGUGUCACCCGAGCGAGAGGAAGGGCCCGGUCGAUGGAGAGAGUCCCAUCCGCUCCGGAGAGAAGCCUUACGCGUGUCCUUUGUGUGAAAAGAGUUUCAGUCGUCAGGCCAUCCUUCAGAGUCACGUAGAAACUCACUUUGAUGAGAGCUCUUAGGGUGAGCGGCGAGCGUGUGUCUGGUACACAUGUAGCGUGUUGACAUCUUUACAUCUGUAAUACAUAUUCUAUUACAACCACCACUCUAGAGUUUUCUAUUAAUUGAAUUCAGUCAUGUAUAUUUAGGUUUAUAAUGGCUCUGGUUCUCACUCUAUGAACAUGAGUUGUAGUUUGCGAGUAAAGCAGCAAAUGCUUUCAUUAACAUCAGUUGCCUCGGUAAUAAUCUGUUCAUUUGAUACAUACUAGUGAAAAUCGCUGUGCACAGCGUAAAUGGUUAAUAAAUUGUACUCUGGCUCGGUUUAAGGCACUGAGUACACCCUUAAAGGCACAGUAUGUAAUGUUUUGACUAAAGCGUAACAGUAGCGUGUUUAGCAAACAUGCUAAUUCACAUGCUUGUUUCUCUGUGCAGCUCUCAAUGUAGAAAGAAACCGCUUUGAACUACACACAACCUUCACCUCAUUAUGAAGCACUUGCUCACUGUGAGUAUAAUAACCAAUAACUUUUGUAUGAAGCUCUAAACUGCUCAGUGGUGACCUCUGGUAGAUAUUUAUAAAGCUUUGAAGUGGUGUACACUACCAUUGUAUAUGAAAAUCUCUGUAAAUCUUGGUUUACACAUUUUUUUUUUUAGCAUUAAACUACUUUUAUUCAAUUUAAAAGCAGUAAGAGCUAAAACUUAGUUUGGUUUUCUUUUGCCAAUUCCAAGGACUUUGGGAAAUGAUGUACUAAUAACAGACUACAAUGUUGUCAAACAAUCCCUGUAUAAAUAGAUCCAUGAAAAUGACACCCA